Messenger RNA from Morus notabilis, 1968 nucleotides. Its product is annotated as wall-associated receptor kinase-like 20. Gene Ontology annotation, molecular function: ATP binding; protein serine/threonine kinase activity. Gene Ontology annotation, cellular component: plasma membrane. The transcript is spliced from 3 exons. The coding region runs from base 1 to 1968 and encodes 655 amino acids. Gene Ontology annotation, biological process: cell surface receptor signaling pathway; protein phosphorylation. The record is from RefSeq and is a predicted model, not a curated record. NCBI's taxonomy places the organism in Eukaryota, Viridiplantae, Streptophyta, Magnoliopsida, Rosales, Moraceae.
AUGGACACAAAAGCAAUGCACUUACUAAUAAACCUUAUCGCCAUCACGUUCCUAUCACGUGUACCAUAUUCGACCGCGGUCCAGCCAUGCCUAAACUGCGGCCGAACUCUAGUCCCCUACCCGCUUAGCACCGGCCCUGGCUGUGGUGAGUACCCUCUAUACAAGAUACGGUGCACUGCCGGCACACUCUUUUUUGACGCUCUAAAUGGGUCGUCUUACCCUAUCAUUGCCAUCAACCCGGUAACCCAACGAAUUACCAUCCGACCAACGGGUAUUUCAGCCAAUGCUUGCAUUGCUGGUGAUUACCAUAGUCGGGGAAUUCAGCUAGACCGCAAUCUCCCCUUCCGAAUUGCCGCUGGAAACACUAUUUUCCUCCUGAACUGCACGGAUGCUGCUGUGAAGAAGUUGCGCCCACCACUUGAUUGUUCGGCGAACAGCGAAUGCCACAAGUACAUCAAGGACAAACCGGUCAUUGCAUGCAUGAAAUCCCCAGUGUGCUGUGCGUUUAGGGUUGAUGGAAAGGUUUUGCUGGAGUAUGGCUAUGGGGUGAGUGUUGGAGGAGGUGAACCAUGUGCUGCAUACGAGAGCUUUGCGAAGCUUGAGCUGACGACGAUGAAAACGAAGAGGUGGCCGGAGCCAGAGAUGGAGUUGGAGUGGGAUUUGCCAAAAGAGCCAAUUUGUAAGAAUCCAGUGGAUUGCAAGGAGGUUUUGAAUUCCAAGUGUUUGGCUGAUCCUGUUAGAGUUGGGCAGAAAAGGUGCAUGUGUGAUGUUGGGUUCAAGUGGGAUCCUAUCACUGGAUUGUGUCAAAAUUUGAAGUGUACAAAACAUGGGAAAGGCUGCAAAAUUAAAAAGAAGAAAAAAUCGAAGCACAUUGCUGUUGUGGCCGGAGUUGUGGCCGGAGUCGUACCAUUACUAAUCGGAAUCGGAAUUUUAGUCUACAAGCAACACUCCAAGUUGAAUUCAGAGAAAGAAGCAAAGAAAACUCUCGUAAAAGAGCGAGAACAGAUCCUAAACUCAAAGAGCAGUGGCAAAUCGGCAAGAAUCUUCACCGGCAAAGAGAUCGCGAAAGCCACCAACAACUUCUCCAAGUCCAACCUCAUUGGCUCCGGCGGUUUCGGUGAGGUCUUCAAGGGCGUCUUUGACGACGGAACCGUCACAGCAAUCAAGCGAGCCAAGCUUGGCAAUACAAAGGGAAUAGACCAAAUCCUAAACGAAGUCCGAAUUCUAUGCCAAGUAAACCACCGGAGCCUCGUCCGUCUCCUUGGAUGCUGCGUCGACCUCGAAACGCCUCUCCUCAUCUCCGAAUUCGUCCCCAACGGAACUCUCUUCGACCAUCUCCACCGCCACAGUUCACGAAAAUUGCCUCCGCUCAGCUGGCGCCACCGCCUCCGAAUCGCCCACCAGACCGCGGAGGGACUCGCCUACCUCCACUCUGCAGCCGUGCCGCCAAUCUACCAUCGUGACAUAAAAUCUAGCAACAUCUUGCUCGACGAGAAGUUCGACGCAAAGGUAUCCGAUUUCGGGCUAUCGAGACUUGUUGAACAAAGCGAUAAUCAGACUAAUGACAGCCAUAUCUUCACUUGCGCGCAAGGUACGUUAGGGUAUCUUGAUCCCGAGUACUACAGGAACUUCCAACUCACCGAUAAGAGCGAUGUUUACAGCUUCGGAGUCGUUUUGCUUGAGAUACUGACCGCAAUGAAGGCGAUCGAUUUCAGCAGGCAAGAAGAGGACGUGAACUUGGUGGUUUACGUGAAGAAAAUGAUGAAAGAAGAGAGGCUGAUGGAGGCGGUGGACCCGGCGCUUAAGGACGGAAGUUCGAAGCUCGAGACGGAGGCCAUGAAGGGUUUGGGGCUGCUGGCGAGUGCUUGCUUGAGCGACCAGAGGCAGAAUCGGCCGUCGAUGAAGGAAGUCGCCGAUGAGAUUGAGUACUUGUUUAGUAUUUCAACGACUAAGACUUCCUUAGAAUAG